AAAAUAUUGUUGGUGUUGUUGGAAUAGAAGGUGUUGUUAGGAUGGAAGGUGUUGUUGAAAUGGAAGAUGUUGUUGGAACAGAAGGUGUUGUUAAAAUAGAAAGUGUUGUUAAAAUGAAAGAUGUUAUUGAAAUAAAAGGUGUUGUUAAGAAGAGUAAAGCAAAAAGUCUUG
This is a messenger RNA of Cetraspora pellucida, 171 nucleotides long. The record is from the annotation of a GenBank genome assembly. Lineage: Eukaryota; Fungi; Glomeromycota; Glomeromycetes; Diversisporales; Gigasporaceae.